AUGAAAUUCGGGUUGGUCCUUCAGGCUGCUGUCCUGCAGCUCGGCGCCGUCUCCGCGGCCGCUUCGGCGAACUGCACCGCCGACGCCGCCGACGCCGCCAAGGUCAAGCUCAUCGCCCCCGGCUCAAAGAGCUGCCCCAAGAGCCUGCCCGACUGCCGCACCGCCGAUCAGGCGGCCCCUUUUAUCUUCCGCAGCAUGUCCCGAUACAAUUUGAGCAGCGACAACGAGAUUGCCGCCGUCAUCGCCCUCAUGGCGUUUGAGUCGGGCGACUUUCACUACAAGCACAAUACCUUCCCGCCGCCGGGCAACCCCGGCCAGGGCACCGCCAACAUGCAGUCGCCCGCCUUUAACCUGCUCUACGCCAAGUCGCUCGACGGCGUCAAGGAAAAGGUGGCUGACGUGGAGACGGUUGAUGGGCUGGGGCCCGAGAAGCUCGACGAGAUCCUGGCGCUCGUCACGCCCGACGAGUACAACUUUGGCAGCGGGCCGUGGUUUCUGGUCACGCAGUGCGCGGCGACGGUGCGCGAUGAGCUCAAAGAAGAUAUCGAUUGUGGAUUCGAGUCGUACAUGGCCUGUGUGGGUGUCAAAGUGACAGACGACAGAAAGGCGUAUUUGACGCGUGCAAAGGAGGCUUUUGGCUUGUGUUGA
Molecule: messenger RNA, 648 nt
Organism: Beauveria bassiana ARSEF 2860
Lineage: Eukaryota; Fungi; Ascomycota; Sordariomycetes; Hypocreales; Cordycipitaceae
Exons: 1
Coding region: 1-648 (215 amino acids)
Source: RefSeq, a predicted model, not a curated record